AUGGCGGCAACAGUAUCAUCAGAACUCCCAAGCUUUGUCUUUCCUGAAACCCCAAGUCCGUUUUUGGUUCGUCCCUUGUUGAAAGUCAUUAUAGCGAGCAAGCUCAAUGGCUGUCAAAGAGAUGAAGGUGUGUUCGAUAACGAGGCUUUUGUCUUGAGAGGCCCGCUCGAUGUCUCGUUCGAGGACCGUCCUGUCCCCAAAAUCACCGAUCCCUAUGGCGUUCUCAUUCGAGUCGAUUACACUGGCAUCUGCGGAUCUGAUGUGCACUACUGGUGCGAUGGGAAGCUUGGACCCUUCGUACUCGAAAGUCCAAUGGUCCUAGGUCAUGAAUCAGCCGGAACGGUCAUUCAGGUCGGUGCCAAGGUGCAGUUACUUCAACAAGGCGACAGAGUAGCAAUGGAGCCAGGCAUUCCGUGCAGACGAUGUGACAGAUGCAAGGAAGGCAAUUAUAACAUUUGUCUAGAAAUGGCCUUCGCCGCAACACCUCCCUACGAUGGCACGCUGGCCACAUACUACGUCCUGCCAGAAGACUUCUGCUAUAAACUCCCCGAGAACGUCAGUCUAGAGGAAGGUUCAAUGCUUGAACCACUCUCUGUGGCUGUGCACAUCCUGCGACAAUCGAAUAUUAAGCACGGCGAUACUGUCGUGGUCUUUGGAGCUGGCCCUAUCGGGCUACUCUGCUGUGCUGUGGCCAGAGCCUACGGAGCCCGAAAGAUCAUUGCAGUUGACAUCCAACAUCAACGGCUCGAAUUUGCGAGCGAGUUUGCCGCCACUGCCACCUACAAGCCAUCUUCAGGCUCACCAGAGGAGAAUGCCCAGGCACUCAAGAAGGAACAUAAUCUCGGCACAGGCGCAGAUGUCGCGCUCGACGCCAGCGGUGCCGAAGCAUCAGUUCAGACGGCUAUCCAUGUGCUUAGACACGGUGGUUCGUAUGUACAGGGAGGACUGGGUCAUGAGCAAGUGCAUUUUCCGAUAGCAGGAGCUUGCACCAAGGAGUUGACUAUUCGGGGCUCUUUUAGAUAUAGUGCGGGAGACUAUCAGACUGCACUGAACCUAGUUGAAGCAGGAAAAGUUAACGUUAAGCGACUUAUCACCAGCAAGGUCAGUUUCAAAGAAGCAGAAAGCGCCUUUCAAGCUGUGAAAGCUGGCAAGGAGAUGAAGGUCCUAAUAGCCGGCCCGCAAUAG
Messenger RNA from Fusarium sp. VM40, 1185 nucleotides. Lineage: Eukaryota; Fungi; Ascomycota; Sordariomycetes; Hypocreales; Nectriaceae. The record is from the annotation of a GenBank genome assembly.